Messenger RNA from Exophiala xenobiotica, 1371 nucleotides. RefSeq lists its product as uncharacterized. The transcript has 2 exons. Lineage: Eukaryota; Fungi; Ascomycota; Eurotiomycetes; Chaetothyriales; Herpotrichiellaceae. The coding region runs from base 1 to 1371 and encodes 456 amino acids. The record is from RefSeq and is a predicted model, not a curated record.
AUGUUCGCCCUCGAGGAACCCAAGUCGAGAAAGCGACGACGAUCCCCACCAGAGCCCGAGGAUCUCAAGCCGGAGCCGAUAGCAAAGAAACAAAGACCUCUUUCGGAAAGCCGUGCACUCCCUCGCCAUCGUCCUCCCAGCUUCUGGGACACGCUGUCCAAAAUUCGAUUGAGUCGCGGCGCUCUCAGGGAGUUUGACCGCAGGCACAUUGAAGAGAAGGUUCAGCCACUUUGCACACUCACACCGAAGGCCGAAUCUCCCACAGGGCGUGCUCGCCUACUGCUCAAGAGAUUUGCUCGAUGUGGUGGGCCUGAUCUAUCACACCUUCGAGGGCUUGCCAGCUCACCUCCGAUCCUUGACAGAAUGAACGGUCAUACCAGUUCCUCAAACGGGAAACGGUCUUCAGCCUCCUCGAGGCCGAGCGCCUAUACUGGGACCACCUCUUCUAAGAUCACCCCGUAUAGCGGCAAUUUUGAGCAAAAACUGAUCGACAAUGGCAUCUACCCGAGCCUGUAUGAGCACCCCGAUGGUCGUCUAUCACAAAAACCGGCGAAUCUGAGUGACAUCCAGGCCGCACAACGCGUCCCUCGGGCAUCUCUCUCACCGUCGCGAUUCAAAGACGAAGAUUUUAAAGCCUUUCGGCGGGCAAACGCAAGAGCGUCCGGCGAGACUACUGGAAUGUAUAAUGUACUCCCUUUCAUCGCCGGAAAUGAGGCGGGCCAUCGUUUCGAGAUGGGUUUGCCAUUGAGCAACCUGAAACCGUUCGACAAAGAUCUCAGCGACCCCAGCCCCGACGUCUAUCACGGAGCGUCACUCUCGACUAUCCAUCCGCGGGUUCGUGCUGACUUAGGACCUUAUAUUAUUCCAUCGAAGGUCGAUACGACUCGUCCGGCUGCUCCGAACUUCUUCGUCGAGGGCGAAAGCGCUCAAGGACGAGCGGACGUGGCCGAGAGACAAGCCAUGUAUGACGGAGCAUUUGGGGCUCGAGCUAUACACGAACUUCGGAACUACAAAGCUGCAGAGCCAGAGUAUGAUAACAAAGCACGUAGCUUUUCUGCUACCUACUACGCAGGCACCGGCACCCUUCAAACCUAUGCGCACCAUCUCACUGCGCCGCUCACUCCUGGAGCGGAGCCAGAGUAUCACACGACUCAAACGCGCUCCUUCGCAAUGACAGACACAGCAGAACGGUUUCGAGAGGGCGCUACGACCUACCGCAACGAUCGGGACCUAGCAAAGACAGAGCGGGACAGCUCCAUUGCCCAUGCCAACCAGGUGGCUCGCCAGAUGCCCGCGCCCACCCCGAACGCCAGCUCCACGACCAGCCGCAUCCCGUUCGACGGUCAUUGCUGCCGGAUCGGACACCUCUGA